AUGGCUAUAUACCACGCGUGUGUUAUUCGUCUGUCAUCUCAUAACGUCUCGUGCANNNNAUACAGCAGCGAUGCUGAUACCCAACAGAUUUCUAUGAUGAUAACGAGAGUACUUCGGCGUAUUUUGUCGGCUCGGCCUAGUCCAGGGGUCUUCGGGUCUCGAUCUACUGGACAAAGAGGUGGAAAAGAAGAGGAAGCCCGAGGGUUGGAGCUCCUCAUCGCUAUAGUGACUUUAGCACUGUGUCACAAUGUGACACCAGUAGAGACCGCUGGCUCGGACGACUGGACGCUGCAGGCUCCUAGUCCUGAUGAGGCAGCGCUCGUGAAGUACGCCCGAGAGUGUGGGAUCAAGCUGAUAAGGAGAGACGAUGAUUGUAUAAUAUUAGAAUGCUUGAACAUCACUGGUAGACCCCAGCUACGCUAUGAUAUAGUCGAAUGUCUCCCGUUCUCAUCAGACAGGAAACGUAUGGGUAUCCUUGUCAAGGAGGAAAUAUCGGGUCAAUAUAUGUACCUUAUGAAAGGCGCGGAUUCAGUGAUGAUACCUAGAGUAGCGGAGCAUGGGAAGAAGAAUGCCUAUAUGGAGGAAGUUGUGGACGACUAUGCGUGUCAUGGAUUGAGGACGUUGGUGGUUGCGAUGAAGAGGAUGACAAGGGAAGGCUGUGAGGAAUUCGAAGCGGCAUACAAGGAUGCUACGUUGGAUGUGAGCGAACAGAGAGAGGAAAAGCUAGCUGAGAUAGUGGACCGUUAUUUGGAGACGAACCUGGAGCUGGUCUGCUUGACGGGCGUUGAAGAUAUGCUGCAAGACGAUGUGGCACCGGUGAUCGAAAGCUUGCGUGUGGCGAAGAUUAAAGUAUGGAUGCUGACGGGUGAUAAGAUAGACACUGCAAUAUGUAUCGCGAUCUCUACCGCACUGAAGUCCCCUGAGCAAUCGCUUCUGAGGCUGGAGGCGAGCCAUGUAAGAAAGAUGUUGGCAUCAAUAGUGGAUGUUCAUUAUUGUUAUAAGGUACACAGCGCCAUCGAUGCACUGGCGGAUCUUCGAGAGGCUCGCAAUGCUAAGAUGGAGGGCCUCAGUGAUACGGUGGUCGUCAUUGACGGCACAGUGAGUGGCAGUACUAUUAAGAGACUUUAUACAUCUGAAUUUGUCGAGUUGAUAAAGGAUGCUCCUGCUGUGGUAUGUUGCCGUUGUAGCCCAUCACAGAAGUCAGAGGUGGUCCGUGCUAUCAAGAAGUAUGAUAACGGCCAACGAACGCUCGCUAUCGGCGAUGGAGGCAACGAUGUUGGUAUGAUACAAGCAGCGGAUGUCGGGGUGGGUAUCGUUGGGAAGGAAGGCAUGCAGGCCAGCCUUGCAGCCGAUUUCAGUAUCCUUGAAUUCCGAUCCCUGCAUCGGCUCCUACUGUGGCAUGGACGUAACUGCUAUCUACAGUCCGCCCGAAUGUCCCUAUUCGUCAUCCAUCGUGGUUUGGUGAUUGCUGUUAUGCAAGUUAUAUUCUCUGCUAUGUUCUACUUCAUAGCAUUGCCGUUGUUCCAAGGUUGGCUGAUGAUUGGAUACAGCACAUACUACACCACUGCUCCCGUGUUCUCACUCUGCCUCUAUACUGACCUCGAAGACACGGUCGUGUACCAGUACCCGGAGCUCUAUGCUAUCAGUCGUCGUGGCCGGCAGAUGUCUCUCAAAGCUUUUCUUGGUUGGGUAUGGAAGUCCGUUUAUCAGGGUUCUGCUAUCAUGGUGCUUACUGUUAUCCUCUUUGGUAACGAGCUCAUAACAAGCUCGCUUGUUGCCGUUGCUUUCACGUCACUGGUCAUCAGCGAGCUGCUCAAUGUUGCUUCGGAGGUCCAUCCGAAUUGGCAUCCUUUAAUGAUAGUAGCGGAGCUGUUGAGCAUCGUGAUAUAUGUAUACUCGAUAUUCAUACUGCGCUCCAACUUCGACCUGGAUACCAUUUUCUCCAUUGAUUUUUUGUGGAAGGUGGCAGUUAUAACAGCCGUGAGCUGGAUACCGGUCCAUGCGUGGAAGCAAAUUCGUCGAUGCUGUUGUCCGCCGCACCACAGGAAGCUCCUCCGGGCGUAUGCAAGAAAUGGUGGCCGUGCGCCGGAGAGAACUCGAUACGUAUACCACGACCCAGACAAUGAUAGUGUGGAGCUCUUGGCCACUACGCAUGUGUCAUCACCUACCUCCAACGAGUGA
Molecule: messenger RNA, 2181 nt
Organism: Perkinsus marinus ATCC 50983
Lineage: Eukaryota; Perkinsozoa; Perkinsida; Perkinsidae
Exons: 16
Coding region: 1-2181 (726 amino acids)
Biological process (GO): retrograde vesicle-mediated transport, Golgi to endoplasmic reticulum; endocytosis; phospholipid translocation
Cellular component (GO): endosome; plasma membrane; trans-Golgi network
Molecular function (GO): magnesium ion binding; ATP binding; ATPase-coupled intramembrane lipid carrier activity
Source: RefSeq, a predicted model, not a curated record